AUGAUACUCUUCACUAUUCUUCUUCUCUGUGCUAUAAGUUCCGUCCAAGGGACUUUCGGUGGCUGCUACUCAUGUAAUCAGCCAUCCUAUGGCUCCUAUGGUUCCUACGGUGGCUCUUACGGAUCUUAUCCGUCUUAUGGUGGAUCCUAUGGGGUCUACGGCAGUUCCUAUGGUUCUGGUGGAUCCUAUUCUAACCAAAUGUCAUAUAUGCCAUCUUAUUCCUCUUCUUUGCCACAGCCAUUCGGUGGCAGUGGCAGUUACUUUAUUUGGUAUCCUCAUGCCCUUGAAUACGUAGAUAGACGAUGGCAAGAAUACUAUCAGGACAAACAUCAAUACAGACCCAGCUAUGGCAACUUUAUUAAUUAUGGAAACACUCCACCACAGUAUCAGCCAGGCAGCACCUAUGUGAAGUCUGGCGGUUAUAGUCAUCAACAAGAUUAUGGCAAUGUUCCCCAACCGUAUCAACCAAGCAAUAAUGAAAGGCCAGGAAAUUAUGGCAACCAACAAGAUUAUGGCAAUAAUUCUCCACCGUACCCACCGAGCACUUCAAAUGAGAGGCCAGGCAAUUAUGACAAUCAGCAAGGACCACCGCAAGACUAUAACAGGAACUACGGAAAAGCCAGCGAACUGCCGCAAAACUUUGGCAAUCGCGAGCCCGAUUUGAUGACAGAGGCUGGAACAAUACCCAUCGGUUCGUCCGUGGACGGUACAGCUGGAGGAGGUCUGUAUUUGUAUAUCUGCAGUGAAUACUAUUACUGGUGGUCAUAG
Molecule: messenger RNA, 768 nt
Organism: Cylicocyclus nassatus
Lineage: Eukaryota; Metazoa; Nematoda; Chromadorea; Rhabditida; Strongylidae
Source: the annotation of a GenBank genome assembly